AUGACGCCCUACAACACCCUCCUAACAAUCACAGUCCAAAGCACUUUUCUCAAUGCAAUUUCCAAUAUACUGGCUCAGAUUAUAGACCAGUGGAAGAAAGAUAAACCAUUCAGCCUGAACGUCCCCGCGUUCCUUCAGUUCAUCACAUAUGGUAUUAUCAUUGUCCCCAUCAACCACUGGUGGCAGCGUUGGUUGGAGGUAACAUUUCCGGGAUUUCUAUUUCAGGCGACGACAGAUGCAGGCUCACCGUCAUCAUCAUCGCCUAACCCGGGCUCACUCCCACUAUCCACCGUUCCCAAUGAAAAAGGAAGCCAGGAGGUUGUCGAGGUCAAAGACAAGUUCAUCCCACGGAGAGUGACAGCAAUACCACCAACUGGAAAACGAAGACGCUUUUACAAUUUCACCAUGAAGCUCCUGCUAGACCAGACGGCCGGUGGGGUUUUGAACAUCGUUCUGUUUGUUGGGCUGAUUAACCUGCUUAAAGGCGCGAGCUUGGCUAGGACUUGGGAGUUAGUUCUUGAGGACUUCAAACCAAUCAUGAUAGCCCGGCUGAAGUACCGACCUGUUGUAUCGACGCUGUUGUACACGAGUAUCCCACUGGACCGUCGAGUCGUAUUCGGGAGCUUCACCGGAGUGCUCUGGGGGUGUUAUUUGAGUCUGUAUGCAGCUGUUUAG
This is a messenger RNA of Aspergillus puulaauensis, 675 nucleotides long. RefSeq lists its product as uncharacterized. The coding region runs from base 1 to 675 and encodes 224 amino acids. NCBI's taxonomy places the organism in Eukaryota, Fungi, Ascomycota, Eurotiomycetes, Eurotiales, Aspergillaceae. The record is from RefSeq and is a predicted model, not a curated record. The transcript is spliced from 4 exons. Gene Ontology annotation, cellular component: cytoplasm; membrane.